AUGGGGCUACGAGCGAUUCAUUCCAUGUCCUGCAGCAUCCCUUGGUAUCUUCUCUUCACCGCACGUACAACAACUGGUAUUUAUCCCUUAAUCAAGGAUAGCAUUACACUGUCAGCUGCCGAACUGGAAUGUUUUCCAACUGCGUACCGACUGGCUCCGAAAUUGGCUCGCACAGUAUUCUCUAUGGUCGAAACACCCACAAGCAACCGAUACGCUCACAGUACACGAACGUGGACUCGAAUUGGUCUCAAUUGCAAUUCCUAUACCCUGGCCUCCGAUUACACCCAACUGCAAGUCCUGUUACCUGGCCCAGACGGAUAUCAACAGCCAGUUUUGUAA
Echinostoma caproni is the source of this 339-nucleotide messenger RNA. Lineage: Eukaryota; Metazoa; Platyhelminthes; Trematoda; Plagiorchiida; Echinostomatidae. The record is from the annotation of a GenBank genome assembly.